Molecule: messenger RNA, 267 nt
Organism: Miscanthus lutarioriparius
Lineage: Eukaryota; Viridiplantae; Streptophyta; Magnoliopsida; Poales; Poaceae
Source: the annotation of a GenBank genome assembly
AUGGGCGCGGGCGGGAGCCGGGCGCGGCAGAACGCGAUGCGCUCGGGGGUGGUGGUGCUGGGCGCCGUGGCCUUCGGCUACCUCUCGUUCCGCGUCGGCUUCAAGCCCUACCUCGACCAGGCCCAGGAGGCCAUGGACUCCGCCCGCGACCCCGACCCCACCGCCGCCGCCGCCGCCGCCGCGGCAAGGGACGCGUCCGACGACCCCGGCGCUGCUGGGGGAGACCUCGCGCCGUCCAAGGAUCCGGCCGUCGUGCUCCGCGACUGA